CAACCCUGCUGCGCCCAAUCGGAAUGUAGCUCUCUCCCAGGUCCGAUCCGUUCAGCAGUAGCAUUUUGUUCGCCCACUGAUUUAAACUUCCCGGACUUCUUUUCCAGAUCCGGGUCGUGCCGGUCCUAGUUUGGGUGUUGAAUAUUGGUGUUAGCCAAUGCGUUCCUUACUUAAGCCGAUUAUUAAGGAUUUGGUUGCUUCUUGGUUGCUAGAUCCGUGUGAAGGCCUACCUCUUCGUUGACCAGCCAAUGAAGAGGAAGUUUAUUAAGCAGAGCAGAAGAAUAUAGUUAAUGGUUCCUGGAUGAGAAGUGGAAAUGCUACUGGCUGUGGAAGGAGGAGGUUUUUUCUCAUCGUCAGCUUCAGGAUACAGUCAUGGCCUUGCUCUUUUGCUGCUUGGACGGAAAGAAGAAGAGAAGCCUGUCAAGGUAUCGCCAUGGAAUCAGUAUGGACUAGUCGACGGGGAAGCUGAGCAUGUGUAUCAUCUGGCUUCCACAAAAAAUCAAGCUCCCCGUAAAUGUGCUCCCUUCGUCUGCUUCGGUAGCACUGCUUCGGAGCUCGAAGGGGUGUAUCCUGCGAAACUGAGUUCAAGCAACUCUUUGGACUCUUUGGAAGAGCCAUCCCGUUCAACAGAGAAGAAGGUUACCGCUAAUGGUUCCAUAACUGGAGAUGAGAGAAAAGGUUGUCUUAAGAGCAACUCAAAAAGGGAUUCGUCGGAGCAUUCUAUAUUGGCGAGUGAAGGUGAAGAACCACGUGAGUCACUGGAAGAGGUGCAAACCUUGAAAUCUGGUAUGGAACGGAGAAAAGUUCAAUGGACUGAUACAUGUGGAAAGGAGCUUUUUGAGAUAAGGGAAUUCGAAGCCAGCGAUGGAAGUUUGUCAGAUGAUGAACUGGAAAAUGAGGGUUUCAGGAAAUGUGAGUGUGUGAUUCAGUAGAUUGUUUUCGUCUGCCAUUUGAAACGAUGGAUAGCUGCAGCUUUUCUGCUAGGAUAUGCUUACACUGGGGCUUAAAGUUAAACAAACAAAGAAUGAUCCUGUGUGUAUUUCCUGUUAGCUAGCUUGCACGGUAGGGUUGCAGUUUUGAUGCCCGCUGUAUCAUAUCAUGAUUUGACCCAUUUAUUUAUUUUUGCCAACUUUUCCUUCCUCUGUGUUCGCAUGCUCCAGGUUGUAACAUAUAAGGCUGCUAGUGUUUUCAGUUCCAGGGAUGUUGAUUCC
This is a messenger RNA of Hordeum vulgare subsp. vulgare (domesticated barley), 1211 nucleotides long. RefSeq lists its product as uncharacterized. The record is from RefSeq and is a predicted model, not a curated record. Lineage: Eukaryota; Viridiplantae; Streptophyta; Magnoliopsida; Poales; Poaceae. The transcript is spliced from 3 exons. Bases 315 to 932 code for a protein of 205 amino acids.